GUGGGUUUCUCCAUAGUUAGGAAUUACGCGAGAUCUGUUUCGAAUCUCAGAGUCUACCCAAGCUGUGCUUGCAGCUUAAGCCAGGCCAGUACAUAAAGACCGAGAGUUAACAGUAAAACAACACUAUAGCAUUAUCUGCACCGUUACUCAUUUUCACUUCCCUUGGUCCGGAAGACCAUGUCUGGCUUAAGCCAAAUCCUCGCCGGCUCUCAUUGCGUGCCACAUAUGAACCUGCAGUAUGCUGCCCAGCACUCCCCGGCAGCGCUGAUGCUGCAGCGAAAAGCGAAAUGCAGCAGGCUGUCGGCACGCCCGAUUCCGCAACUUGCACGGAUGUCGCCGCGUGUUUUUAGCACAAGCAGCCUCACCGUUGAAAUACAACCUAAUAUGAGUGGUACUGCUGAGGAGCAAACAGUUCCUGCUGAGCAAGCAGCCACGGCCGAGGUCCUCGCUCCUGCAUCGCUCGUCCAAACCGUGGAUGCCCCAGCAAUUGACUCCCAUACCGCUCCCCAGCAACCGCAAGCCGCAGCGGCGCCUCAACAGGACAGGAAGAAGCUCUGGAUGGCAGCCAUUAAGCCACCCAUGUACUCCGUUGGCUUCAUUCCUGUGUUGGUGGCCUCAGCGGCCGUCUUCCUAACGCACGGUGUGCUGCCUUGGGGCCGUACGGCGGGGUUCGUGCUUGCAGCCAUCUUUGUCAUCGCCUGGCUCAACCUCAGCAACGAUGCGUUCGACGCCCAAACUGGUGUCGACGUCACCAAACCCGAGUCCGUGGUGAACCUCCUGGGCGGGCCCUCCCGUCGUACUGCCGUACUGCUGCUAGCCAAGACCUUCCUAGCAGCCGGCGUAGCGCUGUUAGGCCACCUCAUCACCUCGGCUCCCGGCGGCGACCUCCGACCCAUGUGUCUGCUGGCGUUCUCCAUUGCAUGCGGCUACGUGUACCAGGGCCCUCCCUUCCGACUGUCGUACAAGGGCCUUGGAGAGCCCUUGUGCUUCGUCGCGUUCGGGCCGUCAGCCACAACCGCGUUCUACCUUGCGCUGCAGCCGACUGCUACGACUGCUGUUACUGCGGCUGCUACAGCUGCAGUAACAGCCCCCGCGGCGGGAUUGGGGCCAGCAUUGUCGUCCCUUUUCAUAGGCGUGCCAGCAGCUGUGUGGGCCUGCUCUCUCCUGGUCGGACUCAGCACCACAACCAUCCUCUUCUGCAGCCACUUCCACCAAAUAGCAGGCGACACAGCCGCUGGAAAGCGCUCCCCUCUCGUGCGUCUGGGCACGGAACGGGGACGCAAGGUGCUCCGGGGCGCGGUCCUGGCGACGCAUGGGUUAGCAGUGCUGGCGGCAGCGGCGGGCGUGCUGCCCUGGGUGGCCGCUGCCGCUACGGUGCUAGCGGGACCCGCAGCGGCCGAGUUGGUUGCGUUUGCGGACGCGAAUCAUACGGUUCCGGAGCGCAUUGCUCCGCUGAAGCGGUUCGCAUGCAAGUGGCACAUUUUGUUAGGGUUUAGCUUGUGCGUUGGCAUGGGGGUGUCACGGGCGUUGGGUCUGUGAAAGCUGCGAGGGGGCUGGGCGGUAGUGUUGUUGGAGGAAAGGGAGGAGGUGCAUGCAGGUGUCACCAGAUGGGGAAAAGGACGUGCGGUGUGUUCCAAGGGGUAGGUGGAUUGACUCCCAAGUGGGCUCAUUCCUUGCUUGCUAAUGUUCCUUUAUCAGGGCAGGUAGGUACAGGGCAAGUGUUGGAGGACCUCUAUGGGGACCUGCCGAUUGAGGCAGCACUUGCCUCUCAGGGAUCGUUCAGUAUAGACGGCCAAAGCGAGCGACAGGCAUGUAUAUUAGUAUAUAGUGAAGUGCGGUACAACUACUAAAUUGACGACGGGUCGAAGCGGGGUAUAACGCCAAACACCCUGCAACACAACGUUGGUAACGUCAACGUCAAA
This is a messenger RNA of Astrephomene gubernaculifera, 1922 nucleotides long. NCBI's taxonomy places the organism in Eukaryota, Viridiplantae, Chlorophyta, Chlorophyceae, Chlamydomonadales, Astrephomenaceae. The record is from the annotation of a GenBank genome assembly.